GAGAAAAACAUUACACACGUCAGUGUCAAAGUACCCUUCGUAUUUAAAAUUUACGCUAGUCACAAAGUACGCACAAAUGGUUCGCGAAUUAUCGAUUAUUGGUUAAUUUAUUCAUGCCCGCAAGUAAACGACGACGAUGACGACGACGACGCCGCACUGGCCACCGCUGUCGGUCGAUUCGGACUUCGUCGGCCACAACACGCGAGCCGCUGCUACAUUAUAUGUCGUGCUAUAGUUGGCCGAGGACCGCGUCCCGGUGGUCGAGCUAUGCCAUUAUUCGCAUGACUUCGUCAAAGGGCUGCCGUUAAUUCAUCGUGCACCUUCAUGUCGGACGUCGAGACGGAUUCGGCCGAGAAGCGGCUGAAAAUUGUGCUCGUGGGUGACUCCGGUGCCGGUAAAACCAGCAUCGUCCAGAAGUUUUGUAACAACGAUUUCACCAGACAGUACGUACCUACCGCGGGCAUCGAUUUCUUUCUUAAAAACAUCUCCAUCGGUUGUUACAAGAAUGUUAAUCUACAUCUCUGGGAUGUCGGUGGGCUUGCUCUGCACGGGAACAUGUUGGACAAAUACGUUUUCGGAGCACACAUUAUUCUUCUGGUGUACGAUGUCACAAACAGCUCGAGUUUCGAUAUCUUAGAAGAAUGGCUCAAUCAAAUCAAGAAUUUCAUUGACACUUACGACGAAGCGCCUCUGAUAGCGGUAGUAGGUAAUAAAUGCGAUAUGGAGCAUCAAAGAACGGUUAAGAGAGAUAGGUCGCAUCGAUUUGCCGCGGAAAACGGAUUUCCAUAUCACGAUAUGUCCGCGAGAACCGGAGAAUCGGUAUCUUUAUGCAUAGCAAAUUUGGCGGCGCAGAUUUUGGGUGUCCGAUUGACAAGAACGGAUCAAGACUUUCAUAAACCUAUAAUUAUUGCUGAAAUUGGAGAUACAGUAGAUAUGAGUUCAAUACACAGAGUGGUAAAAAGAAUUCCCAAGAAAAAACAACAUCCAAUUGUAUUUAAUCCACGUUUUCCUAUCUCGAAAUCCGCGGUGUGUGCAUUGCAAUGAUGAUCAUCAUAUAGCUUAGAACGUCAUUUCUAGUUGAAUAAAAUAAAUAUGAAUUUCUCUAACGUAAAUGUAAGAAUCGACAAAAAUUGUACAUACUACGCGAUUGUAGCUAUAAUAUGUAUAGAUAAUUAUAUUUAUAUACUAUAGAACACUCUUAUAUUUCAUAUGUAUUGUCUCAGACAAUUCAAUAUUCAAUCAAUUUAAUAUUAUAAUUGAUACAUAAAUUCCAUUUAUUUAAAUAUGCAAUCGUAAUAGAAAAUAGUACAUAACCAUCAAGAAUGUAUUGUAUGUUUACAGUUAUUCCACUUGUAUCAAUGCAUCAAAUGAUUUGUCUAUCGUACUUUUUAAUUUAUUUAUUAUGUAUAUUAAUAACAGAUAAAAAAAUAAAUAUUAUAUUUAUGUAAUAUGGGGCCAAUGAAUAAACAUAUGAUUAUAGAAUUUCUACCGUAGAUUUAAAAACGGAUUUAUUAAUCAUUUCACUUCUCUCGUUAAUUAUGCUAAUAAUUACGUAUAAUUCUAUUUAUAUAACAACAUUAAAAAUACUUUCACACAUUGAUAAUAAUUAUUAUAAAAUAAUAAUAAAGCGCAUAAUAUAACACAAAGACGAGUGUAUAUCUUAAAAAUGUGCAGACUAAUCUAAAAUUGUUAGGAAGAUUUAUUAAAUAUUAUGUUAUUAGGUGCGUUCAUCGAAAAGUUGUAACUAGAGAUUGAAGACCCAAUAUAAAUAAUUCUGUAAGGUAGAAAUAAAAAUUUCCAAUAAAGCUACUUUAUUAAGUUAUACUUUGGAAGAAUAUAUAAAAGCACUCUAAAAUACUCUCUUUAUAUUCCUUUUAUACUUUACAAAUAUCAUUAUACCAGAUAUUUGAGCUUUUUUAAUAAAAUAUUACUGGUUUCAAUAGUA
Molecule: messenger RNA, 1945 nt
Organism: Cataglyphis hispanica
Lineage: Eukaryota; Metazoa; Arthropoda; Insecta; Hymenoptera; Formicidae
Product: ras-related protein Rab-28-like
Exons: 4
Coding region: 325-1044 (239 amino acids)
Cellular component (GO): Golgi apparatus; endosome
Molecular function (GO): GTP binding; GTPase activity
Source: RefSeq, a predicted model, not a curated record